Messenger RNA from Staurois parvus, 340 nucleotides. NCBI's taxonomy places the organism in Eukaryota, Metazoa, Chordata, Amphibia, Anura, Ranidae. The record is from the annotation of a GenBank genome assembly.
AGCACCCGUAUCCAGUGUCCGCUGUGUCCUCGGGACAUAGUGGAACACCGAUCGUCGUACAGGACCUCUCUGCGAGAUCUCGAUCAUGUGAUCACUGAUUGGCCAAUCAGUGAUCACAUGCAGAGCAGUAAGCAAGAUGUCACUUCUGACAUCAUUGCUUACUACGUGUGAAAUCUGUGAAUGAUCACCGAGGUCAUAUGGUACAGGGCUAUUCACACAACAGCCUUGAACCAUGUGACAAGCUGUGACCAAUCACAGCUCACGUUUAUAAACGGCCACCCUCCCCUGCACUGCUCCUGUCCGGCCGUUUAUAUACAUGGGCCAGACAGGAAGUGGUUAA